This is a messenger RNA of Cygnus olor (mute swan), 5434 nucleotides long. Its product is annotated as 24-hydroxycholesterol 7-alpha-hydroxylase. NCBI's taxonomy places the organism in Eukaryota, Metazoa, Chordata, Aves, Anseriformes, Anatidae. Gene Ontology annotation, biological process: bile acid biosynthetic process; cholesterol homeostasis. The transcript is spliced from 12 exons. Gene Ontology annotation, molecular function: iron ion binding; oxidoreductase activity, acting on paired donors, with incorporation or reduction of molecular oxygen; steroid hydroxylase activity. The coding region runs from base 1194 to 2231 and encodes 345 amino acids. The record is from RefSeq and is a predicted model, not a curated record.
UUUCUUUCUUUAAUAAUUUACAGUUGAAGGACACAAUCAAAAUUCAAAUGAUGUCAAGAGGAAUCUUUUUCUUGCCUUCAAAGAGCUUUUGAUGGAGCCCUCUUUCAAAUACACACCCAAAUAACAAAAGACAUGGUUGAAGUCAGUGACAUUAGCCAUGUGGGCAAAGUGGAUUCAAAGCUUUUCAGCACUCCAAACAGAUAAACAGAAAACUUUUUAACGCCCUUGUCAGCAUUUUAGCCUGCAAGAGAAAAUCAAGUUCCUUGAUGUGGCUAGAGACUUUAUGAAAGCCGCAAACCACUCAGUUUGUGCAAUAACUUUGCCAAAAGACUUCUGUGCAGACAAACGUCAGUGCUGGGCUUUUGAUUCCUAUCCAAGGCUCUCGCCUGUGAGCAGAAAUCACUUUCAGUAAGGAAAAGACAGAAAAGAUGCUUCAUUUCCUAAUUUUGAUUUGUAUGCCUGAAUCUGACAGCCCGUAGAUUAUUGUGCGCACUUGUUUGCUAGUUGGAAGUAUCUACAAGUAUCAAUGAUCUUUGUCAUAAGGGAAGAAGUUGAAGGGAAAACAAAAGUCAAAAAAGCUUCCCUGAAUAUAUGUCAAAAAAAAGCUUCCCUGAAUACAAAGCUUAACAAGCUCCAGCUAUUCUGCUCAGAGUUUGCUAACUGUUUUGAUUAAUCGUUAAACACCUUUACAAGAAAGAUACCACUGGUAUUAGCAGACCCUUUAAACUAGGAAAGGAAAAAAAGAAAGUUAAAAGAUGCAGGAAUGGGGAGGUUUUGUUACAAAAUCAUGGAUUGAAAUAGAUAGGAUUAUGGGGUUUGUGAUGUGGGUACUUUGCUGUGGCAGCCAAGGGAUGCUAGAGAUACUCCAUCACUUGGUUCUUUAAAUCCAGGUAGGCCAUAUUGUUUGAACUGUAGUGUAAUUCAAACGUGACAUACUGCUCUCAGGGAAGGAACCUCUUCUGCUCCUCAAGAGGUCAGGCAGGCACCUGUAUGUCACUUUCUGAUCCCACGGGCCUGUAUUCACAAUAUUCGCUCUGGGAAAACGAUUUACUUUUGUGACUGAGGAAGAAGGAGCUGAAGCCUUUUUUAAAUCUAAAGACUUAAAUUUCGAACAGGCAGUACAGCAAGCUGUUGAGAAUGCAGUUUCUGUUCCUGCAGAAGCCUUUUAUCAGAAUCACGGUACCCUGUACAGCAUGAUGAAGGGAAAAAUGGGUCCUUCUAAUCUGCAAAAGUUCACGGGCACCUUGUGUAGGGAACUGCAUGAGCACAUGGGACACCUGGGCACCAAGGGCGCAGGCGACCUGAAUGACCUGGUGAGGCACGUCAUGUAUCCAGCAGUGGUGAACACUUUGUUUGGGAAAGGCAUCUGCCCGACAAGUCAGAGCGAACUCAAGGAGUUUGAAGAACAUUUUCAGAAGUACGAUGAGGACUUUGAAUACGCUUCUCAGAUGCCAGAGUGCUUCCUGAGGAACUGGUCUAAAUCCAAAAAAUGGCUUCUAAAAUUAUUUGAGAAAGUAGUGUCAGAUGCUGAAAGGACCAACCCUUCAGAGACCACAUCCAAGACUCUACUGCAGCAUCUCCUGGAUAAUUUACAAGGAAAACAUCUGGCUCCCAAUUACGGUCUCCUAAUGCUCUGGGCUUCCCAAGCAAAUGCUGUCCCUAUCGCAUUUUGGACCCUCGUUUUCAUACUCUCUUAUCCUUCCAUUUACAAGAAAAUCAUGGAAGACCUGACUUCUGUUUUUGGCAAAGCAGGUAAAGAUAAAAUAGAAGUCUCUGAAGAAGACCUUAAGAACCUCCCUUUUAUUAAAUGGUGCGCUUUGGAAGCCAUACGGCUGAGGUCUCCAGGUGCAAUCACCAAGAAAGUCGUAAACCCAAUAAGAAUUCAGAAUUUCACCGUCCCUGCAGGUGAUAUGUUGAUGCUGUCCCCGUAUUGGCUGCACAGGAAUCCAAAAUACUUUCCUGACCCAGAAAUGUUCAAACCUGAUCGUUGGAAAGAGGCAAAUUUAGAGAAGAAUGCUUUCUUGGACAGCUUUGUGGCAUUUGGAGGAGGGAAGCAUCAGUGUCCAGGAAGGUGGUUUGCUAUCAUGGAAAUCCAGUUGUUUGUUGUGCUGUUCCUAUACAAAUAUGAAUUUGCGCUUUUGGAUGCGGUACCAAAGGAGAGCCCUUUACAUUUGGUGGGGACACAGCAACCCCUGGCACCAUUCCGGGUCCAGUAUAAAUGCCGGGCAUGAAAGCAGCCCAGUACGAACUCACCUCGCUUUGCCAGCCCCGGCUGGAUGAACGCACCGCUGAGCUGAUUCUGUACCCUACGUGUUCAAAUAGGUUCUCUGCCAUAAAAGUUCUCAAUUUCAACUUGGAAUGCUGUACAUACUCUGUGUAUGCCAUGACAGUACAGUCAUAAUCUGGGCUCUUCCUGAUUGCCUACCUCCUAGUAUUUAAAAAUUAAGCUCUCUGCUGCAUUCAGAAUUUGUGGGCCACAUUUUGUGCAUACUUUGCUAGUCUAACUGAUACGCUAAACUUACCCAGCAAACAUGCAGGACAAAAAGCUGCUACAUUUGGAAAUCCAGCAUGGAAGUUUUGUUAGAACCGGGAGAAAAACAGGUCCCUUAUGCCAGGUCACUGCUUCCUGCGGGUUUCUUCAAGCCAAGGUGAAGGUGGUGCCUCAGGCUAAGAAAUCAGUGGUAACUCUCUGUGGUUCCCUGGCUUUGCUGUGCACAAAAGCCAGGAAGGUGCUGAGCACAGACCUCUGGAUCAGAUCCUUGGCCACCAUAAAGUAGCAUCACUUAUGUCCUGUUGCUUGUGUAGGUCAUGGAGGAUCUGGCCUACCCCGCCUAUAACUGGGGCCAACGUAUUGCAAAUAAAGUGCAUUGGUAACAGAACAAUUGCAAGUGUGAGAAGUAACUGGGGUGUUGUUCCACUGGAGCACCUAACAUUUCACUGAGCUUUAUUUGCUCCACAGGAUUCAGAUCUGGACCUUGCAUAAAUAUGCAAUGAAAGCUUGAUCCAAUGCAGGGAUUGCAAGAAAAGCCAUCGCUGUUCUUCAGAUCGCUUGUCUGAGCUCUAGAACAUUUUUACUUUUGACACAACUUACAGAACAACUUGCACAAAUCUAAAAAGCUGUAAUCCUAUAAAGAACACCUAGUAAAAGUUGUUCAAGGAAGCUGUCAAAUAAGUUCAGAUACCAACACUUUUAACUGCUGUCAGAUUUCAUAUACAAUAAUAGCGGCCAUGUAUUUUUAGUCUUUCAAGUAAAGAUUAUUCAUCAUUUGAGAAAUAUUUGUAAAAAAAACACAAAUGGACUUUCAGAAACACUUGAAACUAUGUGAAUAACAUCCAUAGGAAAAUAACUCGUAUAAUUCAUGAAAUGAUUGGCUUAUCUCAGUUACAGACACGACAAUUUAACAAACUUUAAUGAUUUAUGUGUCUGGAAAACGAUUCAUCCAGUAUUUAAUUUAGCUUAUAAUGCUUAACUCUGCAGGAGUUGCACUCUUAACUGCUGUUUCAGAAUUGCUCUGGUAACUGAGAACUAUUCUCUUGGUUUUCAUCAAUGGUCAUUACCCAAAAGUAUGUAUUUUAAUUCUAACAUUUGAAGAUGCCCAUAAUAUUUGUCCAGGUAACUUGUAGUUUUGCAAAACUAAGCAACUAUUUCCAACAUGCAUUUCUUUUUAUUUUUCCGUUUAGUGUUUUUGUAUUUAUUAUGUUUUUUUCCCAAGAGAGGUUAACUCAUAAAAGCAAAAUUCUCUGAUGGCAAACUUGACUACAAGUCAAAGGUCCCUAAAGGGAAGUAUAACCUGAAGGUCAGCGUUGGUUUGGUUACGCUGAAUAAAAGGCAGCCGAAGCCCUGUGUCCAGAGGUGACUCCCAUGGGCACCAAGAGGAGCAUCUAAAUUGCACGGGAAUUCUUGUGGGAUACUGAUGGGAAGAACCAAAGGUGGGGAAAGGCAGGGAUCUGUAUGGCUUGGGGAUGAAUAAACGUGGGAAAAUGAAGGGAUACAGGGAUGAAAAGAGUUGGUUGCAUGUGAACAGGCUGCUGACCAUUAGGCUUGUCUGGCUAUGCCUUGUUCCUUAUCAGCACAGCGAGAAUCCAGCCUGCCAAGCUGGAAAGUAGCUGGAGUGGCCUGCGUGGCUCUGGGGGUGGGCCAGCAGGAGUUGGCUGCUGGAGGGACUGGGGCAACUGGGGAGAGUAAGGAUUCAUGACCAGCGUCUGGAGGGAUCCACGUUGUAAAUAGAUGCUCAUAAAUACGUUUUGUACUCGCAGACCUGCACCCCGAUCUGCCAGGGAGGGGAGCAGGAUGAGGCCACUGGUGCUGGCUGUGGGAGUGCUCGGUGUUUCUGCCUGUGUUGAUGUGUGUGGCCGUCAGCAUCUGUACAUGUUACAUGCAUGUUUGUGUGUGUGCCUGCCGGAAAUCCCCGCUCAGCCCCACUCCUGGCUGGACCUGCGGGCACAGAGCUGCAGCAGCCUCGUUUCUGUGAGGCUGCCAGAUACAGCAACUCCCUAGCAGGCUAUAAUCAGUUACGAAAAUAAUUGUCUGCGAAGGCAGGGCUUUUUUUUUCUUUCUUUCUUUUCUUUUUUUUUUUUUCCAAGUUUAGGCUUUUGAGAGGAAAGGAGCAGUACCUGCACUUGACACCCAGAGAGAUACCAAACAAGCACAUGAAGAAGUGGCUUUGACUCUCUGGAAUCCCACUGCUGCCUGCCUGCGUGCUCUGUUGUAGAUGACAGCUCCGUGCACUUGCCAUACUUUCCUAGGUAGAAAAAAAGCAUGUGAGGCGGAUUAGUAAAGCAAUGUGGUAGUCAAGUGAUAGAGCUAUAUGGGGUCUUCUACCUGGAAAUAAUUCAGAAGCUUCUGGGGGAGGGAGGAAUAGCACUUUACCCCUGGGACAGGGUUAAAUGCUAUUAAAAGGUCAUCACUCUGCUCUACUCAGGAUUGGAUGAACAGUUUCUAAAUUCUUCAAGUGCUUGUCCAGUCUGGUUUUAAAAAUGACAAUGCUGAAGUUCCACAGGUGAUUUGCUCUCAUACCUGGCUAUUCCUACUGUUAGAAAGCUUUUCUGUGUAUUAGUAGGAGUCACAACGAGCUUUUUAUUCAUACCACUACCACCAGGGUGAGAAAGAAAUGUAUUUUCACCUGUCUUUGUAUUUCUCCCUUCUGCAUGAAGUAUGGAUGUUAAAGGGACAUCUUUGAAAAUGCAAUUAUUCCACCUCAGACAUGCAAUAGGCCACAUCUGUCUGAGCAAAGCCCUCACCCUUGGCUGGCCAGGACUGUAUGUUGGUAUUAAAUUAUAUCGGAAUAAGUAAUUCCUAUUUCUGAGAGAGAAAAUCUGCAGUUACAAGAAGUGAAAAAUAAAAAACACUUUUAAACUGAGUUUACUUAAACACUUUUUGGACUUUGUUGUGUAUUUAAGUUUCUGAAAACGAAACAAAACACAGAAAGUAACC